AGGUCGCCAGUCCAUUGCAUGGCACUUCACUAAAUAGUGAACUAUGUAGGGAACUCCUCGGCAAAAGUAACACUUCGGACACUACCCUGGCGUCUCUCUCAGCCGAUGAUCGGAUCCGCGCAGCCGCAAGUCACCAUCAAAGGCAUAAGCAUACUCUGGCAAACAUGUCAUACGGCAAAGCAGAGAGCUUCUCUGUUCCGCAGGACUUCAGCUCUCUCAUACAAACAUGCAGCUCCAAUAUCCAAAAGAUCACACAGAACACUGCUCAGAUCAAGACCAUGGUUAACCAGCUGGGGACCAGACAGGACACCAGUGAACUCCAGGAUCGUCUACAGCAGAUACAACACUACACUAAUCAGCUGGCAAAAGAAACCAACAAGCACCUGAAAGAGUUGGGGUCAGUCCCUUUGCCCCUAUCACCCUCAGAGCAAAGGCAGCAAAAGAUACAAAGGGAACGGCUGAUGAAUGAUUUCUCAGCAGCCCUCAACAACUUCCAAGCAGUCCAGCGGCGCGCAGCAGAAAAGGAGAAGGAGUCAGUUGCCAGAGCAAGAGCUGGGUCCCGUCUAUCCGCUGAAGACAGUUCUCGGGAUGAAAAGCUUCUAUCUUUCGAUAGUCAGGAUGACUGGGGUCAAAUGAUCACUCAAACAGAGGAAGUGGCCAUCACAGAGGAGGACCUGGAACUCAUCAAGGAGAGAGAAACAAAUAUCAGACAGCUUGAGUCUGACAUCAUGGAUGUAAACCAGAUCUUCAAGGACCUGGCAGUCAUGAUUCACGACCAAGGAGAAAUGAUUGAUAGUAUUGAGGCAAAUGUGGAGAAUGCUGAAGUUCAUGUAGAGCGAGGAACAGAACAGCUCCAGAGAGCUUCCUACUAUCAGCAAAAGUCCCGCAAGAAGAUGUGUAUUCUUGCUAUGGUUUGUUCCAUCGUAAUCAUCAUACUUGUCAUCAUUAUCUGUCUCACUUCUAAGUGAGACAGUUUCAUACAACUAAUGUUUUAGUACUCUAUUUUACACUGCCCAAUCCCACCUGCAAGUACCCGCUUGGAAUCACAAGAAGUGUAAGAAGAGGCUGAUCCCUGCACCAAGAUCAGUGGAGUAGAUACAGAAGACUGGUCAAUGUGGAAAACAUACUGAAAUUUGUUGUAUGUCAAAAUAAUAAUUUAAAAAACAUCAUAUUUAAACUGUGAUUACGGAGAAUCAGAGAAGAACUGAUGUGAUCCAAGAGAGCAAUUUAAGAUCUGAGACUCCUUAAUUUGCUUCACUCAUUCAUUUCUUGUAUUAUUUAAUGCACUAACACUAGUUGUCACUGUAUCAAAUGUAAAAACCUUUUUGAGAAUGAUUAAAAAUGCACAAGACUUGUUUAGGUAAUCUGUGAUUUUUAGGGAUUAUAAAUUGUUUUUGUUUUGCUUUCUUUUUUUUCUCUUGUGGCACCUUUUGAUGUAGAGUGUAUGGCCUUCACUGUAAAAGUAGUUGAGUGGGAAUGGCAGCCACAACUGUACUAAACCUUGUUGAAGAGGCUAAAGGAAAGACAAUAUGAACUUCCCAGCUUUGUCACCAUCAUUAUCAUGGAGUUGAGGUAAUAAAGUAUUAAAGUCUAAA
Amphiprion ocellaris (clown anemonefish) is the source of this 1595-nucleotide messenger RNA. It is a transcript of the gene stx12, whose product is annotated as syntaxin 12. Gene Ontology annotation, biological process: vesicle-mediated transport; vesicle fusion; intracellular protein transport. Gene Ontology annotation, cellular component: postsynaptic recycling endosome; synaptic vesicle membrane; synaptic vesicle. Lineage: Eukaryota; Metazoa; Chordata; Actinopteri; Pomacentridae. The transcript is spliced from 10 exons. The coding region runs from base 165 to 968 and encodes 267 amino acids. The record is from RefSeq and is a predicted model, not a curated record. Gene Ontology annotation, molecular function: SNAP receptor activity; SNARE binding.